This is a messenger RNA of Fonsecaea nubica, 846 nucleotides long. RefSeq lists its product as hypothetical. Lineage: Eukaryota; Fungi; Ascomycota; Eurotiomycetes; Chaetothyriales; Herpotrichiellaceae. Bases 1 to 846 code for a protein of 281 amino acids. The record is from RefSeq and is a predicted model, not a curated record. Gene Ontology annotation, molecular function: methyltransferase activity. The transcript has a single exon.
AUGUCGUCGGCUCAGGAGCACUUUGCUAAAGUUGCCUCGGUCUACGAGAAGGGAACGGGAGGCGCGACGCGGAGAGUCGCAACUCACCUUGUGCAGCUGGCUUCACCCAUCAAGGCAGAUGCCAAAAUUCUGGACAACGCAUGCGGCACGGGGGUGGUCAUCGAUGAGCUUCUCGCGGGCGUUUCGGACGCCGCGGUGAGGAAUUCUCUCAUGUUCACGGUUACUGAUGCUGCCGCCCCGAUGGUUGAGUGCCUUCUUAGCAAGAUAGGAACGCAGUGGGAUAUCCCUGCCGAUCACGUCACGGCUCUCACUCUGGCUGCGGAGGACCUUGAUGGCAUCGCAUCGGACAGCUUCGACUAUUCUUUCACGAAUUUUGGCUUUUUAUUCUUCAAAGACGCAGAAAAGGCUGCGAAGCACAUAUACCGUACCCUGAAGCCCGGAGGUCGAGCAUUCGUCACUUCCUGGAAAGACCUGGGCUACAUGCAGGCAAUAGAGAAGGCGGCCGUCCAAGUGCGACUGCAUCACCCACCGCCGCACCUUCCCUUUGACACGGCUUGGCUCGACUCCGCACAUAUCAAGGACGUCUUUGAGCAAGCAGGCUUCCAGAGCGUGGACGUGCACCAACAAGCAAGCUCGUACGCGUCAGAAUCAGUCCCCGCGCUCAGCCGUUCGUUGGUGGGAAUGAUGGAGGGCAUGUUGAAGAUGCAGGGAUGGUCGGAUAGUGAGGUGGAGAGCCUUCCUCCAGAGCUCGAGCGCGCCAUCGAAGGAUUGGCUGACGCGCUCGUGAUUGAGCCAGAUGCUGCGUGGAUCAAAAUGAUGGCACACGUAGCCGUCUGCGUCAAAUAA